AUGGCCACAUCAGAUGGAGGUGGAGUUAAGUUGAAUAGAAUUAUUGGUGGCACCAUACCACAUUUAGAUCCAUUCCUUUUGUUGGAUGAAUUUAAAUCUGAUAAUAUAGAUGAAUAUGGUGCUGGAUUUCCAGAUCAUCCACAUCGUGGAUUUGAGACUAUAACUUAUAUGUUGGCAGGAACAAUGGAACAUAAAGAUCAUAAGGGAAAUCAAGGAAUGAUAGGUCCUGGUUCAAUUCAAUGGAUGACUGCUGGAAAAGGAAUAAUUCAUAGUGAAAUGAUGAAACAAACAGAUGGAUUAUUAUGGGGAUUUCAAUUAUGGAUUAAUUUACCUUCGACACAUAAAAUGAUGGAUCAACGGUAUCAACGUAUUCCAUCUGAAAGCGUUCCAGAAGUAUUUGAAUCCAAUGGAGACAAGGUUAAAGUGAUUGCAGGAAAGUUUCGUGAAAAGGUUGGACCUGUGGAUGGUGUCAUUACCAAUCCACUCUAUCUCGACGUCAUUCUCCAACCGGGAUCUAACUUUAAGAUCGAGGAGAUUCCAUCACAUCAUACAACAUUUAUUUACAUGUACAGUGGUUCAGCCGAUUUUGGACCAAUCGACAAUACAACAUUGAUACCAGAAUCUCACAUCUCUGUGUUGGAUGGUAGUCUUGGUCAAAGUCUUGUACAAGGUGUAGCAGGUACAAAUGGUGCCAGAUUUAUUUUAAUUGCAGCUGCACCCAUUGGAGAAAGAAUAGCUAGACAAGGUCCAUUUGUAAUGACUACUCCUCAAGAAUUACAACAAGCUUUUUCAGAUUAUCAACAAGUAGAUUUGACAGGUCGAUUUAAGAAUACUCUAAAAGAUACUCGCAGUCUAGUCUAUUUUUAUCUUCUUCUUCUUCAUCAUCACCUAUCUCAUGUAAUACAAAUAAUGUCAGAUAUCAAUAAUAAUAGUGAUGGUGAGAUGGCAGGUGUUGUAGUCGUAAAUGAAGGUGAAGAAGGUGCAGAUCUAUCAAAACAAGAAACAAGUAAUAAUAAUAAUAAUAAUAAUGAUACACCAAAUAACAACGACAAUACUACUAUAGUUAAAUUACAAAAAGUUAUUAUAGUUGAUAAUCAUCAUAAUGAUGAUAAACAUACUACUUCUACUACUACUUCAGCUGCAUCUAUUUCAUUGUCACCAAAUAUUAAACCAAAUAGUAGUCAUCCUAAUCUAACAACAUUGGGAGGUAAACAAUCAUCACCUCAUUCAACAUUGAAACCAAAUGGCAUCACUACUAGCGCUGGUGGUAGUGGAGGUGUUGGAGGGGGUGGACAUACGACACUUACAGAGAUGCCUCGAAGUCAAAGUCAUCAUAAUAUGACAACUAUGCAUCAUCCUACACAUCCAACUCAUCAUCCUCAUCAUCAUCAUCAUCAUCAUCAACAUUCACAUAUACUCUAUCAACCACAACACAGUCACAAGAAUUCACUAUCCUAUAACCUUCGAGAUGAUAUCAGUGUAUCAUUCCAUGACACUUACAAUGACAAUCAAAGAAUUCAUCAACAUCCAAAUGCUGGUCUAACUUCACAACAAGCUUCAGAGAAUCUUGUAAAUUUAAUAGAGAAUUUAUUAAAUGAAAAGGAAAUGUUAUCACAAUUUAGUGUAAAAAAGGUAUUAUUAAAAGAGAUGGUUAGAGUGACACCAAUGUUGUAUAUGGUUGGUAUUGUACUAUUGGUGGUGGCAUUUGCAUUGGAAGUUGAAAAGUUUCAAGCUAUUCAUUUGAUUGUAGAGGCUGGACUGAUGCUACUGUUUGUAAUGUUACAUAUAUUCUUUCAUGUUCGCGAGGAACGAUUGGAACACAAUGAAACGAUUGCCAAGGCACGUGGUCACAUUAAACGAUAUAUGGAGUGUGGUGACGUGCUCGAGAAUGGAGUGACAACCAAUUCAGAAUCAAUCUCUGUGGUCAGCUGCUGCAGAGACGAUCGUUGGCGAAAGGUGCCACUCAAUCUAUUGGUAGAGGGGGAUCACGUGAGUAUGCGUGAAGGUGAAAAGGUGCAGGUGAUGAUACAGUGCAUAGAACCAAACUUUGAAACCGUCAUUUUAAGGGCUGGUGAUUUGUACACGAGCGAUUUCCUCGAACAGGCAUUGUACACGAUCAAUCCCGAUAUGACUGAUCGCGACGAGCACGUACGAUUGACAAAGGCAAAAUUAUUCACAUCGGGGAGAUGUUGUUUCAGAGUACAUGAAACACCUUGCUUCUCGCAACUCAACACUGCCUUGUCACACUCUUGCGAACGUCCAACCAACCCAGUCAUCAAUGCAAUCAACUAUAUCAAGAUUGCAAUUGAGCGUUUCCUCUGGAUUGUGAUUGGUGUGUCGCUCGUUGCCAACAUUAUCCGUUCCAUCUUGCAAGACCAGCGGUCUUUGGUCGACUUGUUGAUUGUGCGACAGGUCGACCUGCUCAUGGCAUUUAGUUUUGUCAUGUUGCCGUGCAUCAUGCUGCUCAUUGCCUACUCGAUCGGACAUGCCAAGCUACUGGCCAUGUUUGACGUGUUGCAAGAGCAGAGUCUCAAAGGUGAGAUUUCAGACGACCAUCCAGCUCUGAAUUUCGACACCGAGUACACUAGUCCGAGCAUGAUACCCAAGGUGCCAUUCAAGUUGAUGAAAAACUACUGGGAGGCGAUUCUGUCGAGCAAGCAUGUUGCCUUUUCACAUUCCUCCAAUUUGUUGCAUCGUAUUGCGUCGACGACAGUGCUGUGCUGCUUGGACAAGGAGGGUAUCGUGUCGGAACCUGUCAGCACGGUCGGAGAGAUUUGUGUGCUGGACGAUGGCGAGCCACUGCGACUCGAACUCUCAUCAGAGUACUCACACACCCAAUACUCGAUCACAUUCAACGACAGCGAGUGGCGCGACCACAUCAAUGCACUCAAACCACUCGGACUCGACUGUCUACUCAACAAGACGUGUCGGCUCUACUCGGCCAGCCAAAACUCGACACCCCGUGCCAGCACUAGUCUCACCCACUCGCAGAGCAUCUACUCGGACCAGGCAUCCAAGCUGCAGCUCAUCCGUGACCGCGAGGACACGUCGGGUGACUCGACCAACGAGCAGUGUCUCUGUCUUUUGGCCAAGGAGAUUGGGUUUUCAGACGACGUUGCCAACCAGUUUGUUCGUCUCAAAGAGAUCCACACACUCACGCAACGCAGUACCGUCAAGCCUGACCAAACCACCGACAGUAUUAGCAGUAUCAUCGAUGCCAUCGAUCACUCACCAUCAAUGAUUUCACUGGUUGCCAAAGAUGCCGGUAGCGAAACACUCCAGCUCCUCUCCAAAGGCAGUACCGAUCUCAUCUUGGAUCACUGUAACCACUAUUGGGACGGUGAAUCAAUCGUCACACUCACCGAACAAGACAAGGAAAAGUUACGACAAGUCUAUCACAAGUGGGUGAUCAAUGAAGGUAUGCGAUGUAUCUCUUUUGCCUACAAACCAAUCGAAUCCAAGUUCAAAAAGAUGUUUAUAUCUGGUAGUGUCAAUAGUCCACUAGUUGAUGUUAGAUUCUCAAAUAGUGUAGUUGGAAAACGUCAUGCCUCUGGAAACGAGGAAAAGGAAAAAGAAAAGGAAAACCUAAGAAUUCAACUUUCUAAAAAGGAUGAUUAUAAACCUUCCAUUGUUGUAUUAUCUCCACUUCCAGGUAGUAACGCAAAGGAAAUUGAUCACAAUGGUCCAAUAUCAUUACAUCAACAACAACAUCAAAAUGUUGCCAAUCCUGAAAUCAUCAUUGUUGUUGAUUCUCCAAUUCCAAGUGGUAAACAAUCUCCUGUUUUACCAAAUAAUAAUAAUAUUAAUAAUAAUAUUAUAAAUAAUAAUAUUGAAAGAUUAUUGGUAAAACCACAACAACAACAAAGAAAUAAUAAUAAUAAUAAUAAUAAUAGUCUUAAUAAUAAUAAUAAUAAUUUAUCAAUAUCAACAAUAACAAAACAUUUAAAAUUACCACCAGUUACAUUAGAGUAUGAAAGUGGAGAUGAUUCAUCAAGUAUGAAAAAUAAGAAUGCAACAACAGAUGAUAACCAUUCAUAUGAUGAUGCAGAUUUGGAAGAUGAAGGAGAUGACAUUUUUGAAUACAAUAGUGAAGAAGAUGACGAAGAUUCAUCGUCCUCUUCAUCCUCUUCGUCAUCUUCUUCCAACAACCAACCAAAAAAGAAAAAAAAGUAUAGAGGUAGAAAUAUUAUUAUUGAUGAUACUUCAAUGACUGAAACUUCAGAAUCUGAUUCAAGAAUCAUUAGAAAGAGAAGACCAUUUUCUAAAAAUACAAACAAUAAGAACAACAACAAGUCAAAAGGGAAACCAACUACUGCUGCAACAAUAGCCUCACCACCAAAAAUCAUUAUUCAACCAUCGGAAGAGGAAAAGAGUGAACAAGAUUCUUUGGAUCAAAUAUUGGCAACAUCACCAUCUAAAAAGAUUACAGUAGAAGAUGAUGGUGUUGUGGUGUGGCCAGAAACAAGUACCAUUGCAGAGAAUGAUACUUUGGAACAACUUCAAAAUGAUCAAAUUUUCAUUGGUAUGGCAGGAAUGAAAGUAUUGCCAAAAUCACACGCCAAUCAUUUUGUAGAGGUUCUUCGUGCAGCUGGUAUUCGAUUUGUUUACUUUACCAACGAAGAUAGACGUAUCAGUAAUAGUUUUGUCAACAAAUUGGGGCUAGAGACAGAUUGGAAUUGUUGCAUCUCUUUACGCGAUCCAGAACCAAAUGAACCCGAUCAUUGCGACGGUCCAUCACGUUUACCAAAGGGUAUUUCGGCCAUUCGUAGUCAUUUGGAAGAGAUUGAUAAUGUUCCUCUUUUGGUACCAAUGUUUAGUAAUAGUACACCAGAGACCAAAUUGGAAAUGAUUAAAAUUCUUCAAGAAAAUGGUGAAGUCGUCUGUUGCCUUGGUAGUGCUCUGAAAUACGAAAAUACACCCAUCUUUGCACAAAGUGAUUUGGCAUUUGGAUUGGAACCAGCCGUUUCACGUUGUCUAAACAUGCCUCUCAACAAGGGUGACCCUCGUCCACUGUUGACCAGUCGUAAUUUCUUUGACACUGAAUCCAUCACUCAUCUUGCUUCGCUGCCAAUCAAAACAACCGACACUAAAAGAGUGCCGACCGCCAACCCAUCGACACAAUCUCUCUGCUGCGACAUUACCUCGUUGCCAUGUUCACUCGUAUUCCAUCGUCGUACAGAUUUCAAUGAAAUUGUAGAAUUGUUCCACGUCGGCCGUCAACAACUAACCAACACACGUCAGUGUCUACAGUUUAUUCUUUCGGCAAGCAUGUCAUUGGUAUUGAUGUGUUUGGUUGCCGGUAUUCUCAUUGUCAGUAUGCCACGUGACGGUGUUGUAGGUGGUGUCCCUCUAACGGGCUUACAACUGCUUUGGCUAGAGAUUAUCAUCAUUCCAAUGAUUGGAUACUCCUUGUUGGCUACGAGCGGAGACAAGGAUGUCAUGAUGAUGCUUUCACCCAAAAACAAUAGCUCCUUUAAACAUAUCCCAACCUUUGCGAGAUAUCUUGCCAUUCGUCUUGUUCCAUCGCUCAUUCUUACGGUGCUCUAUUUCGUUUGGGCAUUGCACGAUCUAUCUGGUGCCAGUCUAUCAAAUGUUUUUGGUGGUAACCUCUCUGAUUGGCCUACCGACACACCCACCUCUUUUUCAAAUGCCCUCCUCGUCUCUCAAAAUAUUAUGAUGUUUGCCUUUGUCUAUUAUCUCGCCGUCUCUAGUAUGAGCUUUAUUCAUCAUACUCAAAGUAUUUUUAAAAAUAAUCCUCUACGUAGAAAUAAUAUUUGGAUUAUUUUGGUUUUCCUAAGUGUAUCAUUCCAAAUUGCAUUUUCAUUUAUAUCAUUAAAGGCAAUUGAUGGAAUUCAUUUAUUGAAAUUAAUUUCAUGGGAACUAUACGCAGUUCUAUUUUGUUGGGCGAUUGGUGUCAUUGUAAUCGACGAGUUUGCAAAGAAAUUAUACAAGAAAUGGUUCGAUGAUUUACAAUUAGAAUUAAGAUUGGAAUUUGAUACUAGACUUGGAAUGUACAGUCCAGUUUAA
Molecule: messenger RNA, 6027 nt
Organism: Cavenderia fasciculata
Lineage: Eukaryota; Evosea; Eumycetozoa; Acytosteliales; Cavenderiaceae
Product: putative transmembrane protein
Exons: 6
Coding region: 1-6027 (2008 amino acids)
Molecular function (GO): nucleotide binding
Source: RefSeq, a predicted model, not a curated record